This is a messenger RNA of Coprinopsis cinerea okayama7#130, 435 nucleotides long. RefSeq lists its product as hypothetical. The record is from RefSeq and is a predicted model, not a curated record. The transcript is spliced from 3 exons. The coding region runs from base 1 to 435 and encodes 144 amino acids. Lineage: Eukaryota; Fungi; Basidiomycota; Agaricomycetes; Agaricales; Psathyrellaceae.
AUGUUCCCCAAAGUACUCGCCGCUUUCCUGGUUGCGACCACCACCAUGGUCGCUACCUCCAGCGGGGCUGCCAUCCCUGGACCUCCCGCACCGGUCGCUCGCGAACGGAUUCCCCCCGAGUGCGAAUUUACGUUGAUUCCCUCCGCUCCUGUGCCGGAGGACGCCGAUCUAGAGGCCGAGUUCAGCUUCCAGCUGAGAACCCGCUUUGCCCAAGAGUUCCCGGAUAUCCCUUUCACCAACCCGCCUGAUAGGAGCUUCCACGAUGGCCCGGAUGGCAAUGGUUUUUACUCCGUCAACAGAGCCUGGGCUAUCGAAGGCGUCUCGGACGAGGACAUUGUCGAUGCGAUUUCGGGCUGGUCGGUAGAAACCUUCCCUCCCGCCACCAUCCCUUCUGUCAGCUGGAAAGUCGACUCAAUCUUGUGCUUCAUUUUCUAA